Oryzias latipes (Japanese medaka) is the source of this 5410-nucleotide messenger RNA. RefSeq names its product supervillin c (gene svilc). Lineage: Eukaryota; Metazoa; Chordata; Actinopteri; Beloniformes; Adrianichthyidae. Gene Ontology annotation, biological process: barbed-end actin filament capping; actin polymerization or depolymerization; actin filament severing. Gene Ontology annotation, cellular component: cytoplasm; actin cytoskeleton. Gene Ontology annotation, molecular function: phosphatidylinositol-4,5-bisphosphate binding; actin filament binding. The record is from RefSeq and is a predicted model, not a curated record.
ACGCAAUCCGCAGCUGUGAGUGACUACAAUUGGAGCUCGGCGCAGAGAAGGACCACAGUGGGGAGGCUCUCCGGCUCAGACAGCCGCACUGCGCGCACUGCAGGAAUGCUGACGUCCACAGUUUUGGAAAACACAUGCAGACACAUUUAUGCCUGAACAUUUGUGUACAAAACUCGUUGUAGAGAAAAACAUGUCGCUCAUGACCUGCCUGAUUUCCAGCACCUGAUUAUUUUGGAAUCUAUGAUCAAAGAGAAGCAAAAACACGUCUGGGUCUGAUGGAAUCAGAAUUCUGGUCUGAAAGUGUGUGGUGCCGCCGGUGUUUAGCUGAAAAGGGGAGGACAAGCACCUUCUCUGGCCUUUUCUCCUUGAUGCAACAGUUCAAACAGCAAAUAAACGCCUGAAUCCCUCUGAUGGAGGACGUUGUCCUGGAGCCCAGAGCAGAGCGGAUUGCCCGCUACAAGGCCGAGAGGAGACGAGAACUGGCCAAGCGCUUUAACAGCCUGGACAACCUUCCCUCCAAGUGGGUGAGGAGAAACGGGCAGGAAACGCCUGAACCAGUGACCCAGACUAGUGCACAGAUGAUCAACUCGGAUGGCCUCGGAGAAAGGGUGGACUGCAGGGCUCAGGAGGUUACCAAUGGGGUGGAGACUGAUGCUCCUGGAGAGUCCAACAGCUUGAGAGGGCAGGGUAACCAGGACCCUGCCACCCUGCUGAGUGGGCACAGCGCCCCUCAGCUCCACACUCGGGUGUCGGUGGGCCAGCUGAGGAGCUCCCUCCUGCAGCAGACGGACAGUGGAGCUCAGCCAGAGAGAGCCAGCAUCGUCGGUGGGCGAGCCAUGUCAUCUCUGGAUCUGGCUAUGACGCCGGGUGCCGAGAGGGGCCGACGGCGCACUCAGCGCUACCUGCCCGCCGGGACAAGCAGCAGCCGCAAAACCAACGAACGCUUCAGGACGCAGCCGAUUACGGCCAUCGAGGUGGAGGAGAGCAGCGGGCUUCUAGAUGUCGAGACAAAGGAGAAUAAAAAAGCUGACGAGAAGACCGAUGACAGAGCCAAAAUGAGCGUGGCCGCCAAGAUGUCUUUGUUUAAAGAGAUGGAGAGGUCGGCUGCACCGGAGACCUCGGUUCUCCUGAAGCCUCGCUCAACCAGCUCCAGUCAUGAACGCAGGCUGCGCCGCAGCAGCGACCAUCGCUUCCUCACUCAGCCAAUCACCUGUGAAGAAAUGGUGGCAGUAAGCACUUCUCCACCAGCUGAAGCCCAGACUGACCCCAUGGAGGAUGGAGACGAGAGCUGCAUGAUGAGCAUGAGUGAGAAACUGGCCCUCUUCAACAAGCUGGCCCUACCUAAAAAGCUGGGGGCCGGUCCCGCUGACGGGCCCCCGGAGAGACGGAGGCAGAAGGGAGCUCGGUAUCGAACGCAGCCCAUCACGGUGGAGGAGGUCAACAUGCUCCAGAAAGGUCCCGUUCAGCUUCCGGCCUUCAGUCUGUCCGCUCACAUGUCCGACAAACAGCAGGUCUCGUCUGCCAACCUGAAACCCAGCGAGGUGCGUCUCUCCCAGCCAAGACCCGGCCUGACCGAGUCCACCCCUGAACUCGUUCUGAAAGGAAUCCUGAAGAAGAGCCACUCUGCAGGCUCAGAGCGGAGCAGGAUGGAUCAGAAUGGAGGAGGUGGUGGAGAUGCAGACAUCCUGGAGAGGAUGGAAGGAAGUGAGAGACGGGACGUUUCUGUACCUGCACACAGACACAAAAGGGAAUCCUCGGGUGUAGAAUUGAGGUCUGCUGCCCCCUGGAGGCAAAGAGUCCUAACCAGGAGGCAAACUAUUGCCUGUACGCCCAUGAAAGCCUUCUCAGAGCGGGGUGCUCUUCUAGAGGGGAGCACCUGUGAGAGCCCAGUGCAGGAGGAGAACAGUUCCCCUGUGGAACACAGCUUGAACCAGACCGGAGGAGCCCAGGAAUUGGAGGAGGAGAGCAGAAGCAAGGUGGAUGAAGAAAAAACCGGAAAAGGAAGUGUUCAGGUCAUCCUGGCAGAUAACACACCGAUUGAAGCAACCCAUACAAGCCAAAGUCGGGAAGCUCCUGGUGUUGAGAGCUGGGAGCCUGUCUUUGCCUCUGUCUAUUCUGUCAUUAGUCCUCAGUAUAUCAUGUGUUUCAAUCAGACCAACCUGUCCUUUGAGGCGCAGGAAGUCAGCCCUCUUCUUCCUGCUCAGCCUCAGUGGAGACAGACGACUGAAGAAUUGGAUCUGAAGCUCCACACAGUUGAAGCUGCAGAAACAGAAACACAGCAGGAAACUGGAGACGGUCUAGGAGUUGCUGCUUCUGAGACGCCUGAUGAAACAUUUUCCAGAGAGCCUGAAACGUGCACAGGUGAAGCUUCGCAGUGCGACUCACUCGCAGAAACUCCCAGGUAUGAAGAGACGUCUGCAGGUGAACCCAGCGCCUUGGACGUUCCUUUCUGUGUCGGUCCGUCUCUCCCUCCCACCUGUGAGCCCACGCCGUGUGGUGGCAUUGCCGCCACAGAAAGUGAGCAGGACCUGGGCAUCCUCUGUCAGAGCAGCACACCCAUGCUUUCUUCAGCAGUGGCAGAGCACAGGCGGGCUGUGCGGCCGUCUCGCCGGACUCAAGGCUCUAGAAACCCACUGAGGGCUCUGGCAGCCCGACAAGACAUCAGCCAGGACUUCAUGGGGGACCGAGACAGUGCAGCGGCAGAGGAGCAGGACCAGGCAGAAAAAAAGUGUAAGAAUCACUCCUCAAAAGAUCCUGUCAUCCCUGAGGACAUCAUCAUCUCUCCCUCUGAGGCACCAAAGUCCUUUCCUCCCUUCAGCAGCCGAAUGUUGAUCCACAUUAAAGGUAGGCGGCAUGUGCAGGUGCGCCUGGUGGAGCCCUCAGUGCGAUCGCUGAACAGCGGAGACUGCUUCCUGCUGGUCACUCCACAGCAUUGCAUCCUGUGGAGCGGAGAGUUUGCCAACAAGCAGGAGAGAGCCAAGGCUUCUGAGCUGGCAUUGCUCAUUCAUAGUCGGAGAGAUCUUGGCUGUGAAGCCCCAGGAGUUGUCCACCUAGAAGAGGGGCUGAACUCUGACAGCAGUGAGGCUGAGGAUUUCUGGAGUCUUCUGGGAGGAAGAACAAACUACAGAGGAGCCGGUGUUUCUGAGGAGGAUGAGCUCUUUGAGCUUGGAGUUGUGGAGUCAAAUUGUGUCUACAGUCUGGUGGAGGACAGGCUGGUGCCCCAUGAGCAGGCCUGGGCUUCUAUCCCUCACAUCUCCCUACUGUGCUCCACUGAGGCGCUGGUGUUUGAUUUCGGCAGUGAGGUAUAUCUGUGGCAUGGUCGGGAUGCUUCACAAGCAAGGAGGGACGUUGCUCUGCAGCUGACUCGGCAAGUGUGGGUCGGGGAGUACGACUACAGCAACUGUCGCGUCAACCCGCUGGACCCUACUCGGUGCAACCCCAGUAUUCACCUGAAGGGAGCCAGCCGGCCCAGCUGGGCUCUGCUCGCCGUGGUCUCCGAGGGCGAGGAGACUGCUCUGUUUAAGGAGAAGUUUCUGGGCUGGACGUUCAGCAAAGGAGACGAUGCACAGGACGAUGUUUCCGCCAGCACUCCAGUUAUUCUCACAAAGUCCACCCACCUUGAGUCGCCAGCGUCUUUGGACGUCCUAUGUCCCUGUGAUGCCAAAGCUCUGGUGUCCGGAGAGUCACAUGAAGGUGGAGAUUCUGUCUGCACGGUGCUGGAAGGCGUGGAUGUCCAGAGAGGUUGUGGCGUCAUCACUCUGGAAGAAGGGCAUCAGAUGGAGCUGAAAACCGUCGCCGUGGACACCUGGCACGUCCAGGAGUUUGACGACAGUGAAAUCCCGGUGGAGAGCAGCGGUCAGCUCCAUGAAGGAGAUUCCUACGUGGUCCGCUGGACCUACAGCGUCAUGGCUGUGGAUAAUGACUCCGAUGAGAGCGAGAGGGCUUCUCGAUCUGAAGAGAAAACGGCCUUCUUCUUGUGGCGUGGACGGCAUUCCAAUGUGAGCGGACGGGAUACGGCAGCUUUCCUGUCUAUCGGGCUCAAGAACCAUGAAGAGUCUCAGGUGGUUGUACCUCAGGGUGAGGAGCCCCCCUGUUUCCUGCAACUUUUCCAGGGAGGUCUGGUUAUUCACAAGGGGAAGCGAGAGGAAACAUUCACAAGUGCAGAGUGGCGUCUAUUCUGUGUGCGAGGGGAGCUCCCACAGGAAGGUUCGCUCCUGGAGGUGGACUGCUGCUGUGCCAGUCUGAGGUCAAGGGGCUCUGUCGUGCUGCUGAACAGCCAACAGGGGGAGCUGUAUCUCUGGAUUGGUUGUAAGGCUCACAAUAACACCAGAGAAGUCAGCAAGAGAGCCGUGGAGCAACUCACUCAAAUGUGUCCUCCAGAGCUUGGUCUUCACAAAAGCAGCCACGUUAAUGUGCAUUUUGUGGAAGAAGGUUCAGAACCCACAGGCUUCUGGGCCGCUCUGGGACCGAUGGACAGGAAGGCCUAUGACUGCAUGCUGCAAGAUCCAGGAAAGUAUAACUUCACACCUCGUCUCUUCCAUCUGACGACCUCAUCUGGCAAAUUUCAGGCCAGGGAGCUCCUGAGCCGUUCACGGCUGCCGGGGCUCGUGAUGGCCAUGCCCUUCAUCCAGGAGAGCCUUUACACUGUAUCACAGCCAGCCUUGUUCCUGCUCGACAACCGACUAGAGGUGUACCUGUGGCAGAGAGGUCAGCCAGAGCAGACGGAGAGUUCGGCUUCGGCGUGGACCCUCUGGCAUAAUGAGAGAAAAUGUGCCAUGCAGACGGCGCUGCAGUACUGCAAAGAGAUGAACCCACGAAGGCCCCCGCAUGCUUACCUUAUUCUGGAGGGGUUAGAACCUCUCACCUUUACCAAUGUGUUCCCCCGCUGGGAGAGGUGUCCCAGACCUCAAACACAGGGUGAUGAAGGCCAAGUGAAGCUGACCUUGGUGCAGGACGCCCUGGCGCAGCUCAUGAAGACGCAGGACCCUUCGGAGGAGUUGAUGAAGAGUCCUCUACCUGAGGGAGUGGAUCCUCAGCAGCUCGAGGUCUACCUGUCAGAUCAGGACUUCCAGACAAUAUUGGAAAUGAAAAGAGAUAAAUAAGCCUCCUUCCCGAGCUGGAAGCAAACGGAUCUAAAGAAGAGCAAAGGUUCUGUUAGACUUGUAGGAACAUUGGAGUCUGACUGUUGCUCCUGCAGCCGGAACUUCCUCCUUCCACAAGCAGGGAAGGUGUCGCACGCAUGUUGGCGCCACGUUGUUGCACAAAGUAAUGCUCUCCAUGUGACAAGAGGAAAAAAAAUAGCUUCAUCUAUGUCAAACUAGUAUGAAUGUGUGAACUUUUUAUUGAAUAUGGAUUUUCUUUCCUGUAUGGUUCCAAGCAAAAAUAAAAUUAAAAAUACAAUAAAAAGUCA